Topomyia yanbarensis is the source of this 540-nucleotide messenger RNA. Its product is annotated as gonadotropin-releasing hormone receptor. Lineage: Eukaryota; Metazoa; Arthropoda; Insecta; Diptera; Culicidae. Gene Ontology annotation, cellular component: membrane. Gene Ontology annotation, biological process: neuropeptide signaling pathway. Gene Ontology annotation, molecular function: corazonin receptor activity. Bases 1 to 540 code for a protein of 179 amino acids. The transcript has 4 exons. The record is from RefSeq and is a predicted model, not a curated record.
AUGUUCUACAUGCUUUGGAUGAUUUUCCGGGUGGCGAAAGGUCCUUUCCUGGAGGAUUUCUACCAGUGCGUGACGCACGGUUUCUACACCGACCGCUGGCAGGAGCAGCUGUAUACCACCUUCACCCUAGUGUUUAUGUUCAUCAUUCCACUGCUGAUACUGAUCGGCACGUAUUUAUCCACUUUUAGGACUAUAUCAAGUAGUGAAAAAAUCUUCAGGAUAGAAACGACGGUCUUGGACCGGUCGUACUACCGCCGGUCAGACACAAACCGGCAGCGACUGAUACACAAAGCCAAGAUGAAAUCCCUCCGGAUAUCGGUCGUCAUCGUGGUGGUCUUCAUGGUCUGCUGGACGCCCUACUACAUCAUGAUGCUAAUAUUUAUGUUCCUCAAUCCGACCGAACGGCUCGGCGAGGACCUACAGACGGGCAUAUUUUUCUUCGGGAUGUCUAACAGCCUCAUUAAUCCGCUAAUAUACGGUGCAUUCCAUCUCAUCCCGAUUCGAAGGCGGCACAAUCAGUACAAUCAACAUGUAAGGUAA